Messenger RNA from Echinostoma caproni, 591 nucleotides. Lineage: Eukaryota; Metazoa; Platyhelminthes; Trematoda; Plagiorchiida; Echinostomatidae. The record is from the annotation of a GenBank genome assembly.
AUGGGGAAGCUUACUGGGGGUUCAAAGCUUCGGAAAAGACGUAAAGCAGUCACUUCCAAUCAACGAAUUAUUUCCUGGGCUCGGAAACGCAAACACCUCGCGCAGAAUGCCUGUGUUCCUCAACGCAUUCCUCUGUCCUGUCCACUUGUGGGUUGCAACGGAACUGGUCACGUGAAUGGUAUCGAUCUUUCCCACGUUACCUUGUGUGGAUGCCCGUCUUAUCACAAUGUGACGUUUGAGAAAUGGGCUGAGAUGCGUGCCCGAGAAGAGGGCUUGGUUUCCCCGGUGCAGAUCUAUCCCCGCAACACCACACCGGUCAGUUCACCGGCAAAAUUGGCUAAAAUGCAUCCAGCUGAGCGUGCUCAUCAAUUCUGGACUUCGAGAACGGAACCUUCGUUGGAAGGUCUGGCUAGUCCAAUGGAAGUCUAUCAGUUUCGUUGUGCUCAACAGCGUUUAAUGUAUGACAAGGUGAGUGCCUCUGAAGUGCUGCAAUUUUUUCGGCUUCGCCCAUCCCUCUUAUAUAUGAUCGGAUCAAUAUCAAUGCAUUGUAAAUUUGGAAUGCUCAUUUUGGGACAAAACUCGUGCGAGUAG